CCGCAGCUUCGGCCGGGCCCCGCAGCGAGCGUAGCGAAUCUCCCCUCCCCGUCUAUCACAGAGAAGCCAGCCGGCGGUGCAACCGUCUGCCUGCUUGCCCGUCAGAGAGGUGACCCGUUGCUAGCGGUGCGGCUACGUUGGAUCUUUAGAAAGAAUUUGUCCUUGUGGAGUGACUUUGUAAUCCGUGCUCGUACAAAAAUCGCGUUUUUUUUUGCGAGAUAUUCUUCCCCUGAGUGGACAGACGGGGGGAGCUUUUUGACAUUUUUGUGUAAUUUUUUUGGACCAUGAAUGUUUAGAAAGCUGUCUGAAUAGUCGACGGGAGUUUCGAGAAGAAAUUUCAUUACACUUAUGGCGCGUGACGAGAAUUUUGUGUGGAAUGAAGAAAGGGAGAAGCUGCAGAAGAUGAAACGGCGCCUCGAGUCAGAACCGCCGCCUCCAGACAGCAGCAGUGCCGUUGGUGUUGGCGGUGCAGGCAGCGGAGGCGUCCCCACGCAAUCUGUUUUUUCGCGCGCUCCUGGCGUCGCCGGUGGCCCGCCUCUAUCGCCUCGCGUCCCACCCCAAGUGGUGCAGCCCGUCGUCACGGCUACAGUCGCAGCAGGGCCCGUGGGAUUUGUUCCCGCCAGCAAGCCUUUGAGCGUUGCUGAGCGGGUGGAGAGUAUGCCAGGCAGUGUGGUACAAGCUUUUCCUCCCCAACCUACACCACAAACUGCUUACGCAACUUCAUCUUCCUCAGGCUCCAUGCCAACUGCUACGACUGCUCCAUCUGUUUCUGUAAAGGUCCCUGGGGGUCUACAGGGUGGUGCCCCCACGUCGAGCCCUCUGCAAGCAGUUGGCCACCACGUGCAACCUGCUCCACCUCAUGGACUGCAUCAGACUCCUGCUCAUGGAGCAUUAAGGCACAAAGUGCAUGGGUGUCUGACCCCAACAGGCAGUGCUGCAGCACCAGCAGCAGGACUAGGUUCUGCUGGUGCUGCAGCAGCCCAGGCUGCUGGCCAGCAACAGCAGCAACAGUUUCAACGCCUAAAAGUGGAGGAUGCGUUGUCAUAUCUUGACCAGGUCAAAUACAAAUUUGGCAACCAACCCCAAGUCUACAAUGACUUUCUGGAUAUUAUGAAGGAAUUUAAAUCGCAAAGUAUUGACACUCCAGGAGUAAUUCAUCGUGUAUCAGAUCUCUUCAAAGGACAUCCAGAACUCAUUGUGGGUUUCAAUACAUUCCUUCCACCUGGUUACAAGAUUGAAGUCCAGUCCAAUGACCAGGGCUAUGCAUGUCAAGUGUCGGUGUCUAUGCCGACAAGCACAAUGUCGGCUACAACCACAUUGGUCCAUACACCCACAGGGACAAUAACACACCCAGCUGCCCCACCCACUGCUGUGCCCGCAGCAGUUAGUGGGCCUUCUGCAGCAGUACCACCUGUUCCUCAAGCUGCUGUUGUUCCAGCUCCAGGCAAUGGACCAGCGAAACCAAAUCUUGGAGGACUUCAUGGAAGGUCGUCGGCUCCAGCAGCAACAGCCACAUACCAUUUGACUGGGGUAUCUACUGCUGCAGCAACUAACGCUGCUCCUGCAGCGUCGACCCCUGUGGCUGGGCCUGCCACUCAUCACCAUACGCCUCCAGGAGCAGCAGCUGCAGCAGCAGUCGCAGCAGCAGCAGCGGGUUAUGCUCCCCCUCCUAUCCCAGCUGCUGCCACUCCGGUGACUGCAGUGCAAACUGCGGCAGCUGUGCCUGGUGGCCUCCCUAAUAAUACAUCUGCUGCUGCUCACCAUAACAGUCAUCAUCACCACCACCACCAUCAUGGUGCUGGGGCUGGCCCACAAGCUGGCACUGGUGCGCUAGCAGAGAGUGCAGCUUCAUCACUACAUCCACCUCCUCCUCCAUCACAAGGCCAGCCAGUAGAAUUCAACCAUGCAAUCAACUAUGUGAACAAAAUUAAGAAUCGUUUUCAAGGCCAACCAGAUAAAUACAAGCGCUUCUUGGAAAUUCUUCACACUUACCAGAAGGAGCAGCGCAAUCUAAAGGAAGGUGCACUUGCUCCAGGAAAACAGUUGACUGAAGCUGAAGUUUAUGCUCAAGUUGCUAAAUUGUUUGAAAAUCAAGAAGAUCUUCUUGCAGAAUUUGGACAGUUCUUGCCUGAUGCUACGUCACAUCAAGCAGCUUUAGGUAAAGGGCCUAAUGAUCAUGUUGGUCUUGUGAAGAAAGCUGGGGUCAGUUCCAGUUUGAAACCAAACUACAACUCUUUGAGCAGCCCAGGAAGUCGUGAAAUUCCUAGUCUUGGAUCUAGUGAUCACCAUCGUUCCAGUACAAGUACUGCAGGAGGCGCGAGUACUGCUGAUAGGCCUGGCAUUGGAGGUGCUGGAUCGAGUUCUUUAGGAUCAAGCAGUGGAAGUGGAGGAGUGUCUGGCAGUGGGAAACCUGGACAUGCAGGAGGCCAGUUGAAGAGAUCUCCUUCUUAUGCGUCAACUUCUCCGGGUGGCUCUGGAGCUCAUCAUGGUCCUCCAGCAAAGAAGCACAAAAUGACUUCUCUGCGGGAUGUGUCUUUGGCAGAAGCUGGAAAAUAUGGGAGUCUUUCAGAUUACGCGUUUUUUGAUAAGACUAGAAAGGCUUUGAAGAAUCAAGAGGUAUAUGAGAAUUUUCUCCGUUGCUUGGUGCUAUUUAAUCAUGAAAUAGUAAGUCGAACUGAACUGGUGCAGCUUGUUACACCAUUUCUGGGCAAAUUUCCUGAACUUUUCCGAUGGUUCAAAGACUUCCUGAACUAUUCCGACUCAAUAAUGCCUUCAACUGCUGGCCAUGGACCUGCAGGUACCAGUGGUUUGAGUGGACAUCACCAUGGUGGUGCUGAGCCUAUACCUAAUAAUGUUGCACGCCAAGACCGGCCUACUGGGGAUCUUGCCAUGGAAAUAGAUUACACUGCAUGCAAACGACUUGGGGCCAGUUACUGUGCUCUGCCAAAGAGUUACGCACAGCCAAAGUGCUCCGGGCGCACACCUCUCUGUCGCGAAGUGCUCAAUGACACAUGGGUGUCUUUUCCGACAUGGAGUGAGGAUUCUACAUUUGUUACAUCUCGCAAAACUCAAUAUGAGGAAUACAUUUAUCGAUGUGAAGAUGAGAGGUUUGAGCUUGAUGUUGUCAUAGAAACAAAUGCCGCUACAAUAAGAGUACUUGAGGCAGUCAACAAAAAGUUGUCUCGCAUGUCUCCAGAAGAAGUUGCUAGAUUCAGACUGGAUGACUGCCUAGGCGGUUCAUCGCCCACAAUUCAUCAAAGGGCACUUCGAAGGAUUUAUGGUGAUAAGGCAGCUGAUAUUGUGGAAGGCUUGAAAAAGAAUCCUGUAGUUGCAGUUCCUGUGGUACUAAGAAGACUAAAAGCCAAGGAGGAGGAAUGGCGAGAAGCACAAAAGGGUUUCAAUAAACUCUGGAGGGAACAGAACGAAAAAUACUACUUAAAAUCAUUGGAUCAUCAAGGCAUUAACUUUAAGCAAAAUGAUCUCAAAGCUCUCCGCUCUAAAAGCCUAUUCAAUGAGAUUGAAACUUUGUAUGAUGAGCGGCAUGAGCAAGCAGAAGAGGGAGAUGCUGACAGUGGAGGAGUGAAUGCUGGUGGUCCCCAUCUUGUGUUGCCUUACAAAGAUCGCUCAGUGUUGGAUGAUGCAGCAAACCUGUUAAUACAUCAUGUGAAAAGACAGACUGGAAUUCAUAAAGAAGAUAAGCAACGAAUCAAGCUAUUGCUAAGGCAGUUUUUGCCUGAUAUGUUCUCUCACCCUCGGCAGCAACUUUCAGAUGAUGAAAGGGAUGAUGAAGACGAAAAGGAAGAAGUUGAUCUGGAAACAUGUACUCCACCUGGAAACAGUACAAACAGUGGGCCAAAUACAUCAACAGCAUCACCUGCAAACCCAGCUGCUGGGCAGUCAUCUACAAGUGGUACAUCCAGUGGAAGUUCAAGAGGCAGGAAAGGUGAUGCUCCUGUGAAAAAGGAACCCUUGGAUGGGGAUGUCAAGCUUGGAGCCCACUCGUCUGGAUCAGGUGGAGACUCGGAUCCUGCUCGACCAAUGGGAAUGGGUGGGAUGGCUGGAGUUCAUCCAGAUGAAACUUAUACUCUAUUUUUUGGCAAUAAUAAUUGGUACCUGUUCCUGAGGCUUCAUCAAAUACUUUGCGAACGACUCACUCGCAUGUAUGAGCGAGCAGUUCAGUUGGCAGCAGAUGAAGCGAGAUAUCGUCGUGGACGAAAAGAGUCCACUGCCAUUGCUCUUCGUUUAAAACCUAAAAGUGAAAUUGAAGUGGAAGAUUAUUAUCCUGCAUUUUUGGACAUGGUCAAAAAUGUCCUUGAUGGCAAUAUGGAUGCAAAUGCAUAUGAAGAUACCUUGCGAGAAAUGUUUGGGAUCCAUGCAUAUAUUGCCUUUACAUUAGACAAGGUCGUCAGCUACGCUGUUAGACAGCUUCAGAACUUGGUGUCCGAUGAAACUUGUCAAGAAUGUGUGGAGCUGUUCCAUCAAGAAUCUCGGAGGGGUGCUACUGGUGGGCUUUGUGUCACAGCACAUCAGCGUCAAGGCUCUGAAUUGCUGUAUCAAAAGAAAGCAGAAAGUGCCCUUUCUGAUGAAAAUUGUUUUAAAAUCCAUGUGUAUAAGAAAGACUGUAAAGUUGCCAUCGAGCUCCUUGACACUGAAGGAGAGGAGGCUGAUCCUCCAGUGGAUGUGGACAAGUGGUCUACAUAUGUGGAGCAUUAUGCCAACAAUGGAGUGGGCAGCACUACUGGAACCACCCAAGGUGUCACUUCCACUGGAGAUACACACGCUCGUUCUGAAGAGGACAGAGGGGACCUGAGUGAUCCAGAUGAGGUGGAAUCCUUCCUGGAAUCAGGGCUUUGUGGCCGUCGUAAGCCUGUGUUCCUGCCGCGGAACGUCAGAUUGUGGAGGAGAAGGUCUGGCAGUCUCUUCCACAGCGGAGGUUGGGCAAGGUCUUCCGAAUCGCUCAGCACAGAUCCUGAUGUUAAGCCAGAGAAGACUGAUGACUCUGGGAACACUGCAACUGGAGUGAAGCGAAAAGACAAAGCAGACAAAUCAAGUUCUGAAGAUGACAAGAUUCCAGAAGUGGAACGAGGCAAAGGUAGCUCGAAAGCAAGAGUCAAUAACACAAAUAAUAGCUCUUCUAGUGGUGGUGGUGGUGCUGCUAGCCUCAAUGACAUUGUGACUUCUGACAGCACUCAGUGUCGGUUCAACAUAAACCAGUAUCGUAUGGUAUUUGUCGUCAAUAAGGAGAACUACUUGUAUAAACGACAGGCUUUGCAACGAGCCCACCAGUCUCAUCCUGCUGUCUCUCGAAACUUGUCUGCCCGCUUCUCCCGCUGGCAUGUUUCAUGGGCUCGUGAACAUGUGUCAGAUACGCAGCAUCGCACAUGUGUGGACUGGUUGAUGGGUCGUGGUGAAGGAGUAGUUCCCAACCGCACUCGUGUACUUUCGGACAAUGAUACGGCACGACCUCCUUACAGAGCUUACAAUCGGUAUAGUGUUGAUCGGUUAGGUCAACCACAACAAAAUCAGUCAAGUGUUUCUGGAACUUCAAGUAGUGGCAAUAAUGAUCCCUGAGUGAAGCCACGUGGUGGGGCUGUUAAACCCAUUAGGAACUGACACAACUUUUCAAAUCCUGGACGGAUGUCCAGGAGGAAAUGAGGCCUGUGUAAUAUGGGCCUAGCACUUCUCUGAUAUGGAAAACCAUAAAAGGGAUGAGGGCUUCAAUUCACAUUUGUGGUGCUCUAGCAGUUUAAUUUUGAAGUUGGUGUACACUGCUAGGGUGUAGGCAUUGCAAAUGUCUUCCUUGUUGCCAGUAUCUUCUGCAUUGAUCUUGAAGUGAAAGUAAGAUUCUCAUCAAUUUUGCAGGAUCAGAGAGAGGAGUCUUAGAUGCUAUGCAGAAUAAUGAAGAGCAUGACAAGAACACAACUGGUGGAUUACCAGAAUAUCUGGGCUGAGAGUUGUCUUAGUACUCAACAAAAAAUUUGGGCCUGUCAGAGAUCUACUUCACAGUGGAAUGUGAGUAGAAUGCAGGUCUCAAAUAUUACCUCACAGGCUUACCGUUUGUGGACAAGAAGAAACACUGGUGCAAAUGCACAGGUUGUAAGUCUCCAAAACGAGCCUGAAGAGAGGGAGAGAGCUGGGAUGGAAAUGGUUCCUCCCAGGUUAUAGCAAGAUUUUCCAGCAGCAACAGGCCUUAUGAACUUCUUACUCGUAAGAAUAAUUUUCUUGCAAAAGGCAUCGUGCCUGGCAAAAUUUUGAGAUUGUAUGCCCUCUGGUUUAUCAGCUCUUGUGACCAUAAGUAAAAUAUUGGGGAGUUGUGUAUAUCUUAUUACAUGCACUAAAAUGAAAAAGACAGUCUCACGUAAAAGGUGGUUGAAAGAAUGAUCUUCCAAGUCAAAACAAGUAAGAAGUUUGAUGCUUGUUAGUAUUGUAAGACAUCAUCAAAAUAUUUGACUUCAAAAUUUGUAACCAUAAUACCACAAGUUGGUUUCACCAAUCGUGAAGUACUUUUGAUAUCAGGCAUUAUAUUGGAUACUACAACAAGCACUGUGUCUAAAUCUUAUUCUGGGAACCUAAUGCAGAUACAUUGGGGGCUGCACUUUGUGUUAGUUUUGGUUUAGGUGAACUUUAUCUAAAUGCCAAAACAAACUUUUCUUCCAGUCUGACUUCUACUCAAAUAUUUGUCAUAUUUGAAUGGCCCAACAAUAAGGAAUUUGGUACAUGUUUCUUUUGUACAGAAUUCUAGUGCUGAUGAAAUUUUAUUUUCAAAGAUGAGGCCAUAAUUUUAAAAGAAGUAGACAAAGUGAAUUGGGUGUGCAUGCAAGCCUUCCAAAGAAAGCUGCAUUAAAUUCCAAUGCUUUUUUUGCAUUUUCUAUUUCGUACCAUCUACAUUUUUCUGUAAUAUUUUUUCUUUGAUGUACAUGUCAGUUUUUUGUACCAUCCUGUGGCUGGUUGUUUUCUUCUCUUUUUAUCUUGGUAUUUUUUAAAUUAAAUUUUGUUAUUUCAUAUCUUUAGAUUAUUCUUUUGUCCCAAAUCAAUUUAUUUAUUUCUUCAGAAAUAUUUUAAGUGAAGGGGGAGUGUUCCUGAAAUAUUGAUCAGUUAAUCUGUUGUGCUUGUCCAAUGAACUUGGGCUUGAAUUACUAUGAGCAUUUACAAAAUGGAAAACUUUCCGAAUAAGAGGACGGGAAUCUUAAAAGCAAGACUUCUUUGUGCACAUUCUAGCUCGUAAAUGAGCUUUGAGCCUGGAACUUGCCAAAAACACUGGAUAACCAAUGACAAUAAGAGAAAUGUUAAUUUUGGGAUUGGUUUUCCUGCUAAUUUGUCUUGUCAGACUUGUUUGUUAUGGCAAAAAUGCUGUAGCAAAUGAUUACCUACUUUUGAGCACUGGCAAUUACCCAUGCCUCAGAAUCGUGUCACCAUUACUGCUGCCGUCACCACAACUGCCUCAGCUGUUGCCGUUGCCACCACCAUCACAACCACCACCACCACCACCACCACCACCACCACCACCACCACCACCACUACCACUACCACCUUGUAUUACAACAAUGUUUGUUCUGAAGUGGAGUGCUACUGGUUAUAAUUUUUUCUAGCUGUCAGGCUUUUGUAGCCUUUAAAUAAUCAUUGCAUUCAGAAGAACUAUUUUAAUGUGUAAAUAUUUUGUAAAUAAAUGUAGAGAAGGCAUUUUUUUGGAAAUCCGCAUUACUUUUUUAAAAGUGAUGUGGUGUGAAGAGACAGCACUUAUAGGAUGGGGAGCACUGGUUGGAUGAUCAGUAAUGAUGAGGUGGGACCAAAUUGUGAAGAGUGUUGCUAAAGAGCAUAUGCAUUACAAAGUGCAAUUAUUAUUCUGUGACAUUUGUUCAUCUCUUGAGUUUGUUCUUUGUACAAAUGUUUUCAUUGUGUAAAAUGUAAAUACUUUUUUAAUGUAAUGUAUUACACCAUUUGUCUAAAAAAGUGUUGGAUUGGACUUAUCUCCCCUCCCAAAAGUGCUUCUUUUCACACCCUCUCCCAAGAUUUAGUAAUAUUCUGCUUAAACUGCCUUUAGUUGUUAUAGAUUGUGCAAUUUUUUAAUUAUGUAGGCAGUAUUAAGCAACAGGGUUGAUAUUUGAAAACAAAUUCUGACCCUCGCAGCUACAAACAAGGUAGAAGGGAAAAGGAAUGUGUUAUGAGAACAUUUCCAUCCUCAAAUGUUCGCUGUACAAAUUUAUUUAUUUAUUUGUGGUAAAGUUGCCAGUCUAAGACUAUCUUUCUCCUCAUCCCCAUCCUAUCCUGUCCCAUCCCACCCCACCCCACCCCACCCCAAAAGGUCAGGCUUGAAGGUUUGUGCUGUGCUGCACAAUUUGUGGGACUGUGUAUGUAAAUGUUAAAAAGUAAGGUUACUCUGCACAGUUCUGUAAACCUUUCCACCUGUCCAGGGUUGCCAUCUGUGAUUUUUUUAUUUGCACAUUUUUGUUACUUUGUUAUUUUUGUUGUACUCUUAAUUACUUGCCCCAUCAUACCUCUGUGAGGGAGCAUUCCUUGAUGAGACCAUUCAACACUGUUAAGUUGACUAUAUAUUUGUGCAGAUAACUUUUUUAUUAUUUUAUUGACAAAGGAAUCUGUAAAUAUAAUAUAUUUAUGUAUAUAUGACAGCCCUGGUCAGAUUGCUGCAAAAGCAGUACAGUUCACAGAUAGUAAAUACAUAGAAGCUUUUGACACAUGAUGGUUGGCUGGGUUUAUUACCAUUUUUCCGGAACAAAAAUAUUAAAUCAUCAUGUCAGUAAUUGUAUUAAAUAUUUUCUGUACAUCUGAUCAAAAUGUGACAUGGUUAUGCAAUGACUGAUCAGUAAGAAUUGUUAAAUGCUUUGAGUGAAUGUGUGAUAGAAAGUGUCAGACUCGUUUGUUUGAUCUUAGAUCGUUGAUAUCAAUUGCAAUGUUUAGUUACAUUGUGACAUAUUUUUGAAGGGAAUUAUUUGAAGUUUGUUAAUGAUAAAUGAUCAGUAGAUCUUUUAAUAUUGAUAGUUUCAAUAUUUUCUUCCUGUUUUAAAUAUUGCAUUUUACAACUACACCAAAAAAUAAAACAAUUAAAAAUCAAUUGCAUCGUCUUUUGCACAGGCUGAUGUCUCACUGUUUUACUUUAAAAUGUCUGUUAGGUAGCCUCGAUUCUAAGAGAAAAAACUGAAGUGUUAUCCUAUGUAUUGCCCAAACUUGCCAUAAUUGAAAGCUGUGGUAAUGUUGGAUAACAAAUGAUGAAAUGCAUAUUCUGAAAAUGAUUUAAAUUUUAUGUUCUUUAUUUUGCUUGGGUUUUGUGACAAGAACUUUCAUUUUAGUCUUAAGAUUUUGUCAGGGAGUUAUUUCUUU
This is a messenger RNA of Gryllus bimaculatus (two-spotted cricket), 9336 nucleotides long. Lineage: Eukaryota; Metazoa; Arthropoda; Insecta; Orthoptera; Gryllidae. The record is from the annotation of a GenBank genome assembly.